AUGUCUAAUGAUCCAAAACUUCUCUACGCUGUAGAAGGCAUCAAUGCCUAUCACAUCACCAAUGGCAAAGAAAAGCCCCUCACUCCUUCGGGGCCCCAGACGCUGUCGCUUCUGAUGGUCCCGACCUCAUCUGGCUUUGUUGAGCCUGCAGGAAAUGGCUCCGGCGAAGAGGACUUUUACCUUCACCUUCAUCUCCCUCCCGAGCUUGACCUACCUCUUCCCGCCACGACCCAGAUCUACCACCAGCCUCCUACAAGCUACUUGAUUCCUCGUUGGGACCUUGGCCCUGAUAGCGGCGCCUUUACACGCAUCGAAUUCCCUCCUGCCAACUCUCGGUCCGGUGUUCAGGAAGAUGUCGACACUUUCGAGACUAUCCUUGCCCAGUGCACUGCUUUCCUCGAACGCUCAGCUCCUCCUCACCCGCCACGAUCCUCCGAAAAGGCACAGGCCAAGGCACGCGAAGCUGCUGGGGAACAGCUCCCUGCUUACAACCCAGCCGACUACACUCCUGGGGAGAAUUAUGCUCAGGGUAGCCAGAGCGCAAAUAGUGCCGGCCGAAUCGUUCUUAUCGACGAGGAAGAUGGUAGUGUUCUCGGAGAAUUGACCGACAGCUAUCAGGUGGUGGAAGAUAAAAGGAUCAAGCCUGGUUCCAAAGAGCCCGUCGAGAUUUCCCUUCCUACCGAUGGUGGCCAGAACAUCUCUGUCCAGCCUGCCUCGCAGUCAUGGGCUGAAAUGGACAUGCACCCUGCGUACAAAAAGUCAACUCUUGUAAGCAGCGCAAGCAAGGCGUCUCGGCUCAUCGUUACCACAUCCGACAUUGUUUCCAGAACGCUCCAAAGCCAGGCCGACAACUUUACCCAAAAGACAAAGCCCAAUGCCAAGCCUGUCACCUUUGCUCCCACUACACACGAACAUAUUCGCCGAAUCAACACAUUUUCCAACAGGGCAGCUACUUUCUCGGCCACUACGGUCGGUACCAUCGGUAACUUGGCACAGAAUCUCGGUGCAACCGUCACCCGCCGUAAGGAUGGACGGGCUAGAGGCUACGACAAGGACGGCCAGGCGAUUGACACCUAUAAACCAGGUGUGCUCAACAAGAGCUUGAUGGCCUUCAACACUGUUGUCGAUGGCAUCGAACAGGCUGGUCGCACCCUACUUACUGGCACAUCAUCCAGUGUGACAACUGUUGUUGGUCACCGCUGGGGUGCUGAAGCUGGCGAGGUGUCGCGCAACCUUGGUGGCGGUGUCAAGAACGUUGGACUCGUCUACAUUGACGUUACAGGUGUGUCUCGGCGUGCCAUUCUCAAGAGUGUCGCAAAGGGCAUGGUGGUGGGUAAGGUCAGGGGCGGCGGCGAGAUUAUUGUUGGUGGUACAGACAACGAGCUCAUCGAGGCAAGACAAGGCAAUGGACAAGGGCCACAAAGCACAUAUGGCGACAAUGUCAGCGUCGCCAAUGGCAAGAAGCCCGCUUAA
This is a messenger RNA of Fusarium pseudograminearum CS3096, 1473 nucleotides long. RefSeq lists its product as uncharacterized. NCBI's taxonomy places the organism in Eukaryota, Fungi, Ascomycota, Sordariomycetes, Hypocreales, Nectriaceae. The transcript has 3 exons. The coding region runs from base 1 to 1473 and encodes 490 amino acids. The record is from RefSeq and is a predicted model, not a curated record. Gene Ontology annotation, biological process: cell division. Gene Ontology annotation, cellular component: plasma membrane.